AUGUCUCUCAGGUUGUCGGUACUUGUUCUAAUCGCAUUUGCCUUUGCAAUUGUGAUUUCCUCUGAUGAAACUAGAAAGAAAACCCCAGAGGUUCCUAUCAUUAAAACAGCAGCUACUGUUGUAGCAGCUUCUACUACAACAGCUAGUUCUACUUUAUUAACUCCUACUACUACUGCAAAAUCUCCUACCGACGCAGCGUCUAAUGCUACUGCAAAUACCCCUACCACUGCAACACAUCCUUCUACUGAAACAACUCAUAAUACUGUUACACCUAUAGCUACUGCAACAAAUCCUGCUACUGAAACAACUCAUAAUACUGUUACACCUACAGCUACUGCAACAAAUCCUGCUACUGAAACGACUCACAAUACUGUAACACCUACUGAUACUCCAACAACUCCUAAUACUUCAGCAUCUACUACUGCAUCAACGCCCAGUACAAUUUCAACACCUGCUUCUACUGUAACAGCUCCUACUACUCCGGAAACAACGUCUUCUCAUUGUACAUCAACACCAGAUUUGACUACUACUUCACCUCCGGAUGGAAUACCGGAGUUUGUUCUGGUAGAAAAUGGCACAGUUUGCAUUAUUCUUAAAGCCAAUCUUCAAUUAUACGUCACUUAUUUCUCUGAUAAAUCUUCUUUGACUAAAAUACUCAUCGUCAACCAAGACGUCAAUGUUAGUGGUUCGUGUAGGUCUGAGGAGGAGAGGAUUACUUUUAAAUGGCUUGCUGGCCAACUUCCUGAUGAAUUCAGCCUAACCAUGAAACUUGUACAACUGCCAAAAUCUCCUUCUAAACUUGGGGGCUCUGUUGUCCGUGGUGUCCAUUUCGAGUAUUUUCUUUCCUCCGAUGUCUUCCCAUCUACCAACACUACCGGUCAUAAAAAUGCUAGUGUUGAAGGUUCGUUUUUCGAAACCCCUGCCGCUAUGGGCUUUACUUGUUCUGCGCAACAGAAUAUCACGAUGGGUAAUGUUGUUCUUGGCGUUUCUCAUCUUCAUUUGGAAGCCUUCCGAAACUCUUCAUCACGCCAUUUCAAUGAGAAAGCUAUGGAUUGUACGGACAUUCCUGCAUCAAAUCAAGUUGUGCCGAUUAUUGUCGGUUUAACGGCUGCCAUCUUGAUUUUGCUUGCCCUUUCUGCCUUCUUCAUUGUGAAUCGUAGACGAGCUCAGGGGUACCAGGUUCUCUAA
Rodentolepis nana is the source of this 1188-nucleotide messenger RNA. Lineage: Eukaryota; Metazoa; Platyhelminthes; Cestoda; Cyclophyllidea; Hymenolepididae. The record is from the annotation of a GenBank genome assembly.